GAAAACGGGGGGGCCCGCCGCUCCAGCAGCAGCCGCCUGCAGAGCAAGAAGCCCCCCAACCUCUCCAUCGUCAUCCCCCCCCGGGAGGCGGAGGAGGAUGGCGCCCGCAAGGAGCCCUCCAGAGUCCCCAUCUACCGAAAGAGCAAGAGCCUGCAGGAGCCCCGCUCGAAGGGAUGCGAAGGCUCAGAGCGCCAGCCCGGCUUCCGCCGGCAGACUUCCCUGUCCCAGAGCAUCCGCAAGGGCACGGCGCAAUGGUUUGGCAUCAGCAGCGACUGGGAGGGGAAGCGGCAGCAGUGGCAACGCAAGAGCUUGCAGCACUGCAGCAUGAGAUACGGCAAGCUGAAGCCUGCCUACCGCGACAUGGAGCUGCCCAGCCAGGAGGUGCCCUCCUUCCAAGGCACCGAGUCGCCCAAGCCCGCCAAGAUGCCCAAGAUCGUGGACCCGCUGGCCAGAGGCCGUCCCUUCCGCCAUCCUGAUGAGACCGACCGUCCCCACACGCCCCACCACGUCCUGCCCCCGCUCACCCCCGGCGUCGUCUCCUUGGCAUCCUUCAACAGCAUCCGCUCCGGCUACAGCCGCCUGCCACGCAGGAAGAGGGAGUCCGUCGCCCACAUGAGCUUCAAGGCGGCGGCAGCCCUUCUCCGCGGACGCUCUGUUCUGGAGCCGCUGGCUCCCAAGCAGAGGAGCAACAAGAGGAGCUUCGUGUACCCCAGCUUCAUGGACGAGGACAUGGUGGACGCUGCUGAUACCCUGGACUCAUCCUUCUUCAGUAAGAUGGACAUGCACGAUGAGACAUACUCCAUGCCUGAUGAUGUCUUUGAGUCACCGCCUCUGUCAGCCACGUAUUUACGCAUGCACCCAGUGGGGGAGGAUGCCAGGGCAUCCCCCGAGGUGGAGCAGCCUACCCCGCGGGAAGGCGUCCGGCUGACUUCGGCCGCUGCCAGUGUCGGCCCCGGCCCGGCUCCCCGGCGAGGCAGGCGCAUCGCUUCCAAAGUGAAGCACUUUGCCUUCGACCGCAAGAAACGCUACUACGGGCUGGGGGUGGUGGGGAAGUGGCUGAACAGGACGUACCGCCGCAGCCUGAGCAGCAUCGUGCAG
This is a messenger RNA of Balearica regulorum gibbericeps (East African grey crowned-crane), 1098 nucleotides long. The record is from RefSeq and is a predicted model, not a curated record. Lineage: Eukaryota; Metazoa; Chordata; Aves; Gruiformes; Gruidae.